CUUUCUAACUCGGUGCUUGUUUGACGCUGCGCUCAACUGUGAGAAGCUCUCGCUUGGCGGCGCAGUAACCCUUCCACCGGUGCUGCCAGCGGGCGCGGAUUUGUCUAGCCUUAAGGCCGUGGGAGCUAGCACAGACAACCCAUCAUGGAGAACCAGAUCGAUCUCACGCGCGAAUCGGACGACGACGAGCGCCAAAGCACGGUUGAAUCCGACGCGGCGCUCGCGCGAAGGCUCUCUGCCGAGCUGAACGGCGAGGCGCCGAAGAACAACAAGCGCACCAUCGACCUGACGGCGGACUCGCAGGAGGACGCGGCGCCACCACCGGCGCAGCGCGCGCGGACGGACGCCGUGUCCAUCAAGGAGAUGAAAGAGACGAUCAAGCGGGCGGGCCUCCCGACGAAGGACCUCAUCGAUAAGCCAGGGACCGAGACGCGCUACGCAGAAGCUCUCGCGCGCCUCGCCGAACGCGCGGAGCGCGACGCCGCCGCGGUGGGCGCGCGGCGUGUGACGCUGGCGCCCGUGCCGGCCGCCGCGCCCGGCUCGCGCGUGCUCUCCUUCGUCCUCAGGAACUCCGGCGGCCGGCUGACGGCGUCGUGGGCGGACGGCGAACCGAUGGCGCCGCAGCGCGGCUUCACGCGCCAGUGGCAGGACCGCCGCGUCGUGAAGCUCAAAACGCACCUCAAAGCACCAGGAACCGCCGCGACCGUCUACCUGGCCUACGACGCGGAUGGUGCGCGCGGCGAACAAUGGCAGCGGUCGCCCAUGGCCUACCGGCAAUCGGGCUGUCAGGCCAACGGCGCGACGCUCAUGAAGAGCCAGUUUCAGAAGGCCGUGCGCCGGCGGUUGCCGGACGUGGCCGCGAAGGCGUUCCGCGAGCUCCUCACGUUCCCGAAGUCGGGCGGCCUGUUCGUGGCCCUGCGGCGCCUGCUGAUCGUGUCCUGCGAGGACUCGGCGCCGCUCGACGGCAUCAACAGCGUCCUGGUCUGGUUUUUCGCGGCCCAGGGCUACGCACCGACCGAGGCCGACGUCGCGUUCAUCCUCGGCGCCGCCGCCGCGGUCGCGGACUGCCCGCGGGGCCCGACGAAGAAGGACAUCCCCGGCUUUGAUUGGAAGAAGAAGGAAGCCGGGGAGAAGAAGGAGUACCUCGCGGAACUGCCACUCGCCGACGUGUCCCGCGGUUCGCGGCGCGCGCUCGAUCUCCUGUUCGCUGUUGCUAGCGGUGGUAUUGAUAAGUGGGACGGGGACUUGCUGUUGGCCGCGGCGUCCUGGUUCACGGCGCACGAGUACGCGCCCGCGGCGCACUUCGCGCCGAGGCCGCAGGCGUCGCUCGGGCGGCUGCGUCCCGAGGAGUGCAUUCUCGCGGCCGUCGAUGGGGAGGUCGGAGCCUACGGCAAGAAGCGCGCCCCGAUCUUUGACGUCAUGGAGCAGGUCGACCCAGCGAUGAAGCGCGUGAAAUUUGACGGGGAGGGAGGGCUCCAGAAGUGGAUGGGCAUCACGCGGCAGUUUGUGCGGGCGCGACAGUCGUACACCCCGAAAGAUGAUCACCCGGAGUGGACCCGCGUCGCCGACGAGGCGGCGCGACGCCUCAUCGCCGCGGCGGUCGUCUCAAACCCGCCCUGGUGA
This is a messenger RNA of Pelagomonas calceolata, 1623 nucleotides long. The record is from the annotation of a GenBank genome assembly. NCBI's taxonomy places the organism in Eukaryota, Pelagophyceae, Pelagomonadales, Pelagomonadaceae.